AUGUCGACCGCCAAACCGCUUACGCCCGCGCAGACGCACGCCCUCUUCGAUAUCCUAAUCCACCACCAAGUCUACUCCGAAAUCGAAGCCUUCAAAUACCCCCACACCAUCGAUCAGUAUGGCUACCCCUUCCGGAAGGCAGACGGCGUCCAGUCGACGAGCCCAUUGCUACAGAACAUGCUCAACAAGUUUGCGCUAUGCAACCCCGCCAUAAGAAACUUUGGCGAGAGCUGGUGGUCCGACAAGAUCCAGACGCUAGUCGCUAGAAUGGCCGAGGCGGAACUGAGCGAGAGUUACGAUAAAGGCGCUAUUGGCAGUCGGAAGGCCCUUGCAACGGCAGCGAGUAGCAUCGCUGAGUACGUUGCACGAGGCAUGUUGGGUGGAUACUCAGCAACGAAGAAGAAGGAGAGCAAGAAGGAAUACGACACAAGCAAGCCCGAAGACGUCAUACAAGGCUUUGAGGAACUGGUCAAGGAUGCGAUAUACGGGGAUGCUUUGGAUGAUCUGUAUGAGAAAGUCAAGGCGACGCCAAGACUGGAGGACCAUUCCAGCAGUCUGCAGGCAGCGCACGAGUAUAUGCUGUUGAAUGCUGCAUCUUUCCUCCACCAUGUCUUCGUCAUGUCGCCCGACGGCCAAUACCUCGUUCGCCUCCUCGAGAAUCUGCACCGCCUCAUACCAUACACCGUCAUCAAGCAGACAUUGCGCGUUGGAAACGCAGCGACAAUGAUCAACGGCAUGGUUAGACUAGUACUAGCCAAGCUAUCGGUGACGGCCAUGACCAACUGGAUAGGCCUUACUAACAAUACCAACGACGGCAUGAAUCUUCUACAGCAAAUUCUGUCUACGGUAUUAGCAUGGGACACAUCCGAAUUCCAAAAGCGGGCAACGAAACUAGAGUCGUCGCGCAACGCGCCCGACAAGAAGGUCUUCAAGGCACUCAAGACAUACGUCUACUCUUCACGGGAGAAACAUGAGGCGGCGCGAAGCCAGUCAAUAUCCGAGUCGAAGUCCAUCGCAGCUGUCAUCCUCGAAACAUCCGACCCUCCAUACAAGAUCGAUGCCGAGACCCUGAGCGAACACCAACAUAGCGUAGCCAUGGAAUACCUCAGCACAUACCUUUCGAUUCGCGACCGGGAGGAACUCACCAAGGUUCUCUGCAAAUCCAACCCCGAUGUCUUGACUUCCACCAUACGCGACGCGGUCACCGGCAUGGAUCCCGUCAUCCGAGCCAUACACAACGCCGUCGAUCUUUCGGGCACUAUAACCGACGCGGAAGCUUUCAUCACCGACCUGAUCAAGACUGCCAAGCCAAAGAAGAAGGGCACAAGGAGCCGCGAAACUUCUAAGUCAAGACCGAGCUCACCUGACCCAGCUAGCAUCCUCGAUCAAGAAGCAAGCGACGCCCCCACCGUGGAAGACUUUGUCCAACUCCUCAAGAAGCACGCUCCCUCCAUGCACAAGUUCCUACAUCAAGUUACGAAGAACGCACCCGACCUCGCCCAAGAUUACCUCGUCUACGCCAAACGCAUAUUCUCUGAGUUCCGCGUCGACGAGCGCGCCAAAGAAGCCGAAGAAAGAGGCGAAGGCGGCGCAGGCAACAUGACAGCACCCCUCCACUCGCUCUUCGAAACUCUCAGCAAAGACAAACAAGAAGAGCUAAAGAAACUCCUCGACCAACACGAAAAGCAUCUCACCACCCUAAAGUCCACAUCCCAAACCCGUCUAGAAUCCAUCAUGAAGCCCGCACCAUCAUCACAAAACGGAAAAGGCACAACGCACGGUCCAGGCAUGUACCUCUCGCGCUGGAACGCACUACUCGACAGCACGCUCAUCUCCCCCGCCACCAUCCACGGCCCUGUGCGCAAGGGAUGGGAAGUAAAAGGCGAGCUAGAUGGCAAAGGUCUCAAGACAAAUAGCUCGUUACUGGAUAAGGACAAGAAACGGGAUCGUGUUACCGCUAUGAUGGCAGACGGGACGGGAGACAAGGUUGAGCGGAAAGAAAGGAAGAGAGAUGGGCUAGAGGAGGAGAGUAUGGAAGUUGUUUGGGAGGGCAUGAGGGAUGGGUGGGUGGGUGUUUGUAGGGGGUUGGAGGUUAUGGGGCCGGAGUAG
Alternaria novae-zelandiae is the source of this 2109-nucleotide messenger RNA. RefSeq lists its product as uncharacterized. The record is from RefSeq and is a predicted model, not a curated record. Gene Ontology annotation, molecular function: phosphatidylinositol binding. The coding region runs from base 1 to 2109 and encodes 702 amino acids. The transcript is spliced from 2 exons. Lineage: Eukaryota; Fungi; Ascomycota; Dothideomycetes; Pleosporales; Pleosporaceae.